CACGAGCUGCUCGUCUUUUGAGAACUGAUAAUAUGCACGUCUCACAAUUUCAGAUUAACAUCAGGACAGCGGAUGUUUUCUCCAUCCAUCCGGAAACAUGAAGAGACAGAACGUUAGGACUUUGUCACUGGUAGUAUGCACCUUCACUUACUUGCUGAUCGGAGCUGCUGUUUUCGAUGCACUCGAAUCCGACACCGAAAGAAGACGGUGGGAAUUUUUAUCUGAGGUGAGGCGAAACAUGAUGAAGAAGUAUAACAUCACGCCUGAAGAUUACCGAAUGGUGGAGAUUGUGAUAAUCGAGAACAAACCUCACAAGGCUGGUCCGCAAUGGAAGUUUGCAGGCGCUUUUUACUUUGCAACGGUUGUGCUUGCUGUGAUUGGAUACGGUCAUUCGACCCCGGUGACGAUCGGAGGCAAAGCCUUUUGCAUGGCUUACGCGAUGGUGGGAAUCCCCUUGGGUCUCGUCAUGUUCCAAAGCAUCGGUGAACGUCUCAACAAGUUCGCAAGCGUUGUGAUCAGAAGAGCGAAGCGGUACUUGAAGUGCCAGAGGACUGAGGCUACAGAGAUGAACCUGAUGCUGGCUACAGGCAUGUUGUCCAGCAUCAUAAUCACCACUGGGGCUGCAGUCUUCUCGCGCUACGAGGGUUGGAGUUACUUCGACAGUUUUUACUACUGCUUCGUCACCCUGACCACUAUCGGCUUUGGGGACUACGUUGCGCUUCAGAAUGACCAAGCGCUGUCUAACAAACCGGGUUACGUCGCCUUGAGUUUGGUCUUCAUUUUGUUCGGCUUGGCCGUCGUUGCUGCGAGUAUAAACUUGCUGGUCCUUCGCUUCAUGACAAUGAACACCGAGGACGUCAGGAGGGAUGACAACGAGCUUCAAUCAGCCUCGCAUCACGUUCUAACCUUGGAUGGUGAGGUGGUGGCAGUUAACGGCAAGCUCUUGGCAGGUCGCGUGCCGAUGAUCCACGACACCGACGACUGCGUCAGUGUCUGCUCUUGCACUUGCCUGGGCACAACCAAUUCCGAGAUGCUUGACUCGUCGGGCUAUCAAGGAUACAGACCACCGUCUAUCACAGCCAGCCUCCGUGUUAAGAGGGCGUCUGUCUGAUGGAAGGAGUUUCAUCGCCGCAGCCUUUGACAUCGUUUCUCAAGAGUUGACAACCGCGAGCUUCUUGGUAUCAACGUUUAACUUCCUGCUUUGCGGUAUUGUCAUUUGGUUGAAGUACGCCCGGGAAAUAAAUGGGGAAACUUAAGGUGACGAGAGAUACGUUUUUACGGUGAGAAAUUGGCACAAUUGACCAAAAAAGCAUCGCUCGGUUCGUUCAUCUUCGACUCGCUAUUUCAGCGAAAAGUUUUGCAUCGU
Molecule: messenger RNA, 1366 nt
Organism: Diprion similis
Lineage: Eukaryota; Metazoa; Arthropoda; Insecta; Hymenoptera; Diprionidae
Gene: Task7
Product: two pore potassium channel protein sup-9
Exons: 5
Coding region: 98-1111 (337 amino acids)
Biological process (GO): stabilization of membrane potential; potassium ion transmembrane transport
Cellular component (GO): membrane
Molecular function (GO): potassium ion leak channel activity
Source: RefSeq, a predicted model, not a curated record